Messenger RNA from Hyaena hyaena (striped hyena), 676 nucleotides. Its product is annotated as mitochondrial peptide methionine sulfoxide reductase. Lineage: Eukaryota; Metazoa; Chordata; Mammalia; Carnivora; Hyaenidae. The record is from RefSeq and is a predicted model, not a curated record. The coding region runs from base 211 to 648 and encodes 145 amino acids. Gene Ontology annotation, molecular function: peptide-methionine (S)-S-oxide reductase activity. The transcript is spliced from 4 exons. Gene Ontology annotation, cellular component: cytoplasm. Gene Ontology annotation, biological process: cellular response to oxidative stress.
ACAGCCCGUCAGGCCUGAACCUUAGGUAACCUUGAUUCCGGGACGGCAGCGGCAACAGCCCCCAACGCACGCGGCCUCGGCGGACCCCCCACCCGCAGCGCGUCCCGGUGCACGCCGGUCCCACUGCCCGCGCCCGCCGCCCACUCCUCAGCUGCGGCUCCGCUCUCGACAGCGCUGUUCGCUCGGCGGCCCCUCGGCCAGCACACGCCCAUGCUCUGGGCCAUCAGGAGAGCUAGCAAGCUUCUCCACAGCCUCUUUCCUGUCCCGAGAAUGGGCGACUCCGCCUCUAAGAUCGUCAGCCCACAGGAGGCCUUGCCUGGCCGGAAGGAGCCGAUCCCCGUAGCGGCCAAACAUCAUGUCAAUGGCAAUAGAACAGUUGAACCUUUCCCAGAGGGAACACAGAUGGCUGUAUUUGGAAUGGGCUGUUUCUGGGGAGCUGAGAGGAAAUUCUGGACCAUAAAAGGAGUAUAUUCAACUCAAGUUGGUUAUGCUGGAGGCUACACUUCCAAUCCUACUUAUAAAGAAGUUUGUUCAGGAAAAACUGGCCAUGCAGAAGUAGUCCGAGUGGUGUACCAGCCAGAACGCAUCAGCUUUGAGGAACUGCUCAAGGUCUUCUGGGAGAAUCAUGACCCGACCCAAGGUAGAUGAGUGAGCCAGUAUUUAAUUAUCUUACUAA